This is a messenger RNA of Vespa velutina, 1318 nucleotides long. RefSeq names its product protein shisa-4-like. The record is from RefSeq and is a predicted model, not a curated record. Lineage: Eukaryota; Metazoa; Arthropoda; Insecta; Hymenoptera; Vespidae. Bases 368 to 907 code for a protein of 179 amino acids. The transcript is spliced from 5 exons.
GCAUAGAGUUCGUGAAGGUUUAACAUUGCCGUUGCUGCCAGGCGAAGUUGAACUUUUGCGUAUAUCGCAUGUUAUCGAGGAUUGCGCGCGAGUUUUGUCCCUUGUCUCGUUGCAGUCGGUGGUCGAGCUUUAUCCUAGAGUGUUAGCAACGAGCGUGUUCCCUUGUUCUCUUUGUGUUUUCUCCUGGGCUGCUCGUAUAUGCAUAAGGACAUAGUCAUCGAGAAGCAAAGUUUUUUUUGGCCUUAUUUCGAAACGUUGUUUCGGGUGCAGUUCGAAUAAAAAAAAAAAAAAAAAAAAAAAAAAAAAAAAAUUAAAAAAACAAAAAAAAACCAAAACAAAAAUAACAAAAUAAAAAGAAAACAACAAAAUGUCGUACGCUAUUGUACUUUUAACAAUUUCGUGUCUCUGUACCGGCUUUGCAGUAGGGAUGGAAUGUACUUAUAAAGAUUCAAAGAAUUUGUUCGAAAAAAUGAUGACUAGUUGUCCCGUAUUAUGGGAUUCUAGUAAAUCAUAUUGUUGUUAUGAUUUAGCAAAUGAAAAUUAUUACUGUUGCACCCAAGAAGAAUUUGCUAUGACAAUGGGACUUGGUAUCAUCGUACCUGUGGUUAUCGCUGCUGGUAUUAUUGUAUCAUUAAUAGUUUGCUGCAUUUCUUGUUUAUACUGCAGCUGCUGCCCAUGGUAUCGUCGACGCCAUCAAGGCACCGUUUAUGGGAAAGUACAAACACCAAGUGUUGUUCAUGUGAUACAAACUUCAACAAAUCCUCCAUCUGAUUAUGCCAAUCAAACAGAGCAAAAUCAUUAUACACCAUAUCCAACUAAUGUUGGAGGAAUGCCACAACCACCAACAGCUUAUACAAUCGAACCUUAUGGCCGGCAGGCACCAUAUAAUCCCGGAUACGUACAAUAAUAACAAAAACACCAGUAUAAUCUAUAUAUGAAUAUAUUUAGUAUAACUUCGAUCAAAUUGUUUGUUACCUUCAAUGUCAAUAAUUCAAAUUACAGUUUUAACAAAAAACAAAAAAAAAACAAAAAAAAAAAAAAAGAAUGGAUGCCAUAAAAAUGUUCACAUUUUGUACUAUUACAUCAAUAUGGAUUUUAUAUCUGUUGAAACUUGGAAUAAAUUUGUCGAACAUAUUUUGGAAAAAAGAAAAAGAAGAAAAAAAAAGAUAUAUAAAUAUUCCUCAUAAUAUACUUAAUCAUUUUCAAAUAAUAAGAAUGAUUUUCAUUUAUAAAAUAUGCAAAUAAUGUUAAACUAUUUUCAUGCUCUGUUAUAUUAUAUAUUUUCGUUUUAAAUAUAAGGCGAAUAUAUUAAGAUUAA